Molecule: messenger RNA, 642 nt
Organism: Equus quagga
Lineage: Eukaryota; Metazoa; Chordata; Mammalia; Perissodactyla; Equidae
Gene: FAM216B
Product: family with sequence similarity 216 member B
Exons: 4
Coding region: 109-513 (134 amino acids)
Source: RefSeq, a predicted model, not a curated record
UCCCUACCACCAUUGCAUGAAGAAAGAGACCCUGCAAGAAAACUACAUUGAAUACGAAUACCAGCUUUUACAAAAGGGGAGAUUAAAAUACAGGGUAUAGGAUAAAGAAUGGGACAAAAACAGAAAAGACAACAAAAGCUUCGAAAUGUUCCACGGAUUCCUCGCAUCCGAGUGCCUCCCUCUGCCUCUGACACUUCAUUGUUGAAGGAUCUAACGCAAGGGCAGCAGCGUUACUUUUACAGCAUCAUGAGGAUUUACAGCUCCAGGCCCCAGUGGGAGGCCCUGCAGACCCGCUAUAUUCACAGCCUUCAGCACCAGCAGCUGCUCGGCUACAUUACUCAACAGGAGGCCUUGGCUUGUGCCGCUGUACUCAGAGAGUCAACCAAGAGAGCCUCAGCCAAGGUAGCUCCUCAGGGAACCGUCUCCCGGAAGCCUUCGGCCAUGAUAAGAACCUGGCCAUCAGCACUCCCUGUGUCUGCGGUUCGACCCAGGGUGCAAAGCACAGGGCUCUGAUCCCUCAGGAACUGAGGCUUUGCAUAUGCUCUGAAAUAUGUAGUUUGCUCAUGUACCCCUGGCACCUAGUGGGUGCUUAGUGUGUAUUUGUUGAAUGAGAAUCAAUAAAAGAAUAACUUCUAAUACAAA